AUCAUUGGGUGUCGGCGGAUAGUCGCGGAGGCCGGGUCAGUGGAGCGGCACGCACGCUUGGUGCCAGUGAGAGCCGCGCGCACUGCGAGUGAUGGCGCGCCCCCGACACGUCGUGCUGCUGCUGGCGGCAGUCGCGCUCGCGGCGCCCGCGCGCGGGCGAGACGCGUACCACAAGCUGCUGCGCGGGUCCCCGGCGCCGAAUUCCAGCGUCCCGGAGAGCGAGCUGAGCCAGCGCUACUGGGCGGCGCAGGCGCAGGCGAGCCUCGCGGCGCGCCUGGCGCGGCCCGCCGUCACGGGCACCGCGCGCAACGUGGUCAUGUUCCUGGGGGACGGCAUGUCCGUGCCCACGCUGGCGGCCGCGCGCACGCUGCUUGGACAGCGCCGCAACGCCACCGGCGAGGAGACAUACCUCGCCUUUGAGACGUUUCCAACUGUAGGACUUGUCAAGACGUAUUGCGUGGACGCGCAGAUCGCAGACUCGGCGUGCUCGGCGACGGCGUACCUGGGCGGGGCCAAGGCCAACAUCGGCACUAUCGGCGUGAGCGCGAACGUGCCUCGCGAACACUGCACGGCCGCGCAACUGCCGCACAACCACGUGCAUUCUAUCGCCGAGUGGGCCCUCUCUGACGGCAGGGACGCUGGUAUAGUGACGACGACGCGCGUGACGCACGCGUCCCCGGCUGGCGCGUACGCGCACACCUCCUCCCGCGACUGGGAGAGCGACGCCGACAUCGGCGAUGCGUGCGCCGGCGCGCGCCAGCAGGACAUCGCGCUGCAGCUGGUGCACUCACAUCCUGGAAACAAGUUUAAGGUCAUUUUAGGUGGUGGACGUCGAGAAUUUUUGCCCAAUACCACUGUUGACGAAGAGGGUACAAAUGGUAGAAGACUAGAUGGGAGGCACUUGAUCAAUGAAUGGCAGGCAGACAAGAAAGCACGUAACGUUAGUUACCAGUACGUGUGGAACAGAGACCAGUUGAUAGCAGCUUCUGCAGACCUUCCCGAAUACCUCCUGGGAUUAUUUGAAGGCAGUCAUAUGCAAUAUCACUUGGAAGCGGAUUCAAAAACGGAACCAACUCUUGCUGAACUUACUGAAGUGGCUAUCCGCUCACUGAGUAGAAACAAGAAGGGUUUCUUCCUUUUUGUGGAGGGGGGCCGUAUCGAUCACGCACAUCACGACAACUUAGUUCAUAAGUCUCUGGACGAAGCUAUCGAGCUGAGCGCGGCCGUGGAGCGCGCUGCCUCGCUUCUGGCUGAGCAGGACUCGUUGCUGGUGGUGACGUCAGACCACGCCCACGUCAUGAGCCUCAGCGGCUAUACGCGGCGCGGCGGCGACAUCCUCGGGCCCUCCGACGACAAGGGUGACGAUGGCGUGCCCUACAUGACGCUCUCGUAUGCCAAUGGUCCAGGCUACCGGCCGCACACCGACGCCGGACUGCGACAAGACAUUUCCAAGCUUGAAUACCGCGAUAUCAAUUUUGCGUUCCCGGCAAGCGUGCCCCUAGAAUCAGAGACCCACGGCGGAGACGACGUGGCUGUGUUCGCGCGCGGGCCCCACCACUCGAUGUUCACGGGGCUGUACGAGCAGAACCAGCUGCCGCACCUCAUGGGCUAUGCCGCCUGUAUCGGCCCCGGUCUGCAUGCCUGCCACAAGUGAUCCCACAAUACACGGAUUGAGACUAUAACAACAACAAUGUUAAUCAUAGUCAAGCGUAAAAUAGUGUGUGUUAUUACAUUGUAAUACUGUAAAAUAGCUUCCUAAGUGUACUUACCUUACAUAAUAAUAAAACGCAAUUGCCAUUUUAACUUUA
This is a messenger RNA of Trichoplusia ni (cabbage looper), 1808 nucleotides long. RefSeq names its product membrane-bound alkaline phosphatase-like. Gene Ontology annotation, biological process: dephosphorylation. Gene Ontology annotation, molecular function: alkaline phosphatase activity. NCBI's taxonomy places the organism in Eukaryota, Metazoa, Arthropoda, Insecta, Lepidoptera, Noctuidae. Bases 92 to 1654 code for a protein of 520 amino acids. The transcript is spliced from 6 exons. The record is from RefSeq and is a predicted model, not a curated record.